Molecule: messenger RNA, 2242 nt
Organism: Clarias gariepinus (North African catfish)
Lineage: Eukaryota; Metazoa; Chordata; Actinopteri; Siluriformes; Clariidae
Gene: colgalt2a
Product: collagen beta(1-O)galactosyltransferase 2a
Exons: 12
Coding region: 16-1818 (600 amino acids)
Molecular function (GO): procollagen galactosyltransferase activity
Source: RefSeq, a predicted model, not a curated record
ACACUGUCCUUGGCCAUGCUCUUUCUGCAGCUAGCACUUCUGCUUUGGGUUGGGGUCCUUAGGUUCGAUUCCUCCGAUGCGCUCUCAGACCUGGAACCGAUCCGGGCCGAGUCGGCCCUGCUGAAACCAAAGGUGAUGAUCGCCAUUCUGGCUCGGAAUUCCGAGCACAGCCUUCCUUUCUACCUGGGCUGCAUCGAACGCUUGGACUAUCCAAAGGACCGGAUCGCUAUCUGGGCUGCAGCAGACCACAGCGUUGAUAACACGACGGCCAUGCUGCAGGAGUGGGUGUCCGGAGUGGAAAGACUGUACCAUUCUGUACGGUUUCAAACAACAGAGCACAGCAAGAGUUCCUAUGCUGAUGAGCUUGGACCCAAGCACUGGACAGACUCCAGAUUCCGCCAUGUGAUGCAGCUAAGGCAGGCUGCCCUCAGAUCAGCCCGGGCUCAGUGGGCUGACUACAUUUUGUUUGCCGACAGCGAUAACUUACUGACGAACACGAAGGUCCUGAGCCAGCUGAUAGCCGAGAACCUCACCCUGGUGGCGCCCAUGCUGGAAUCCAGAACGCUCUACUCCAACUUCUGGUGUGGGAUGACUGCACAGGGAUAUUACAAGAGAACCGAUUCAUACAUUCCCAUUCGAAACUGGAAGCGGGUCGGGUGUCACGCCGUGCCCAUGAUUCACUCCACCAUGCUGCUGGAUUUACGCCGCCAUGCCAGUCGUUCCCUGGCAUUCUACCCACUCCACCAGCUCUAUCCAUGGAUCCUGGAUGACAUCCUGGCCUUCGCAUUUUCAGCAAGACAGGCAGGAGUGCAGAUGUUUGUGUGUAACCAGGAGCAUUAUGGGUAUUUGCCAGUGCCACUGGAGACCAAGCAGACCCUGGAGGACGAGAAGGAGAGCUUCACCCACACGCUCACGGAGGCCAUGAUUGAUUUCACUUUGGAGCCUUCGCACUAUUUGCACACACCAUCGAGAAACAAAGACAGACUUGGAUUUGACGAGAUCUAUAUCAUUAACCUAAAGCGCCGCAUGGACCGUAGGACGCGCAUGAUACACACUUUGGAUAUCUUAGAGAUGGAAGCUACACUGACUGAUGCAGUGGAUGGCAAAGCGCUGAACUCAUCACAGCUCCAGAGUUUAGGGAUAGAGAUGCUGCCCAGCUACCAAGACCCCUACUCCGGCCGAGUGCUCACUAAAGGCGAGGUCGGCUGUUUUCUUAGCCAUUACAACAUCUGGAAGCAGGUGGUGGAACGUAAGCAGCAGCAGGUACUCGUGCUAGAGGACGACAUUCGCUUUGAACCGAACUUCAAGAGCCGUCUGAACAUGAUCAUGGAGGACGUUUGGCGAACACAUCUCCAGUGGGACUUGAUAUAUGUGGGUCGUAAGCGGUUGCAGGUGAAGAAUUCUGAACGCUGGGUGCAGGGGACAAAGAACCUUGUACACCCUGAUUAUUCCUACUGGACUCUGGGAUACGCACUCUCUCUUCAAGGUGCUAAAAAACUCCUGGAGGCCAAACCUUUGAGUAAAAUGCUGCCAGUAGAUGAGUUCCUGCCCAUCAUGUUCAACAAACAUCCCAAGGAAGAGUAUAUGGCUCUCUUUAAGCAGAGGGACCUAUUAGCCUUCUCAGUGGAACCUCUCCUCCUCUACCCAACCCACUACACAGGGGAACCGGGCUAUACCAGUGACACCGAAACGUCCACUAUCUGGGACAACGACAACAUUGACACAGACUGGGACCGCCAGGGUACCCAUAAAAAGCAGAAUCGUGGCGAUGCAGGCUCUCUACCUACUUCAAGUCGAGGCAGCAGGGAUGAAUUGUAAACUAGAAAAUGGCAAUGAACAGCAUGGGGUGUAGUAGGUUUUAUGAACAUAAAAAUCUUGGCAUAUAUUAAAAAGGAGCUAAAACCAUAUUAAGGAAAUACUGAUGUCAUAAAUGAUUGACAACAACGAUGAGAUACAAGUUACAGCACACAUAGGCAAUAUUACUUAUCUCUAUGUUUUGCAUGCUUGGAAAAUUUUAGAACACAAGGGUUCUUAGUGGUCGACGAGUAAAACCUUAUAACUGACCAUUUCCAUAAUGUUUCAAGUACCUAAUUAAGAACCAAUAUUUGCUUAAUGAGCUAUUUGGGAAUUAUGAACUUCGCACCACACUUUAACCCAGUCAAGUUCUCCAUAAACCCAUUUGUUUUACGUUAAACAAUGUAGAGUUACCCAUGGUUUCUUUACGGCUCACUCAAUAAUCAAG